CCCCUAUCUUCCCUCCCAUUUCCUCCUCCUUCCAAUUCUACUCAUAUACUCUUCCAUCCUAACGCUCUGAUUCUUCGGAAAAUGCGUUAGGAGUUUUCUUCGUCUCUACAGAUAACGAUAGCCCUUUAAGCCUAAGAAUAUAUACUAGUUUUAUAAAAACAUUUGCCGAAAUAUAUGGCGUCACCAGAGAACUUGGCCAGUAUCGAGCCCUGGACCUUCCGUCAAGCCUUUGCCGACUCCUGGAUCUCCGAAUCUUUUGCCCGAGAUACCGAGACCCUGACUAAGGCUCUCCAGAGGUCGCUAUCGGGAGUCAACCCUGACGCUUUUUCAACCGAUGCCAUCUCUCCUUUUCUCAACCUCGUCAAGUCCGACACCACACCCACCACCCCCACCGUUUCGGGUCUCUCCGGCGGCUCCGACCCCGACACGGCGCCCAAACGCCAGAGAAGCGCGAACCUGUCGGCCGGAGGGAAGGUCACGAAGCGGAAGUCGCGCGCUUCGAAGCGGUCCCAGACGACCUUCAUCACGGCGGACCCGUCCAACUUCCGCCAGAUGGUGCAGCAGGUGACGGGAGUGAGAUUCGGAAACUCGCCGGUGCCGGUGGUGCCGAUCCUGAAGCCGGAGCCGCAGAGACCCGGCAGCCGGUUGGUAGGCGGUGGGUGCUUGCCGACCCUGGACACGUCGGCGUUUCUGCUGGACCAUCACCAACAGCAGGUGGUGGGACCCAACUCGGCGGCUGGAGCUGUGACUGGGGUUUCUGGGCCCGGCCCUCUCUCCUUUGGGCCCAACAUGGGUUUAGCCGAUGGUGGCGGAUUCGAUUUUGACACUUUUCCCAGCUUUCCCACCUUAGAGUCGUGGAAGGUCAUGUGAUACUUAAUUUGCAGGAUAUAUUUUCUUUUUUUUUCUUUUUUUUAUGCUUAUUUUUCUUUUAAUCUUUUGGGACCCAGUACUGACAGCGUAGUAUUUGGUGGGGUGGAUCUGUUUAUAAUUUUGUUGGAUAGUUUGUUUCGGUCAUUAGAUGUUUGUAGUGGUGAUCUGGUAUGUGGUUUUUAUGGAUGCCUCCUUAUUGUUCAUUAUAAAAUAUUUAUCCUUUCUAAUCUACAA
Messenger RNA from Alnus glutinosa, 1104 nucleotides. Its product is annotated as calmodulin-binding protein 25. Gene Ontology annotation, molecular function: calmodulin binding. The transcript has a single exon. The record is from RefSeq and is a predicted model, not a curated record. Gene Ontology annotation, biological process: response to osmotic stress. Lineage: Eukaryota; Viridiplantae; Streptophyta; Magnoliopsida; Fagales; Betulaceae. The coding region runs from base 175 to 870 and encodes 231 amino acids. Gene Ontology annotation, cellular component: nucleus.